Molecule: messenger RNA, 3682 nt
Organism: Brienomyrus brachyistius
Lineage: Eukaryota; Metazoa; Chordata; Actinopteri; Osteoglossiformes; Mormyridae
Gene: ak5
Product: adenylate kinase 5
Exons: 14
Coding region: 663-2351 (562 amino acids)
Biological process (GO): nucleoside triphosphate biosynthetic process
Cellular component (GO): cytosol; cytoplasm
Molecular function (GO): nucleoside diphosphate kinase activity; ATP binding
Source: RefSeq, a predicted model, not a curated record
GUCUUUGACGAUAAAAUAAACAAGGUCAUAGAAAAUAAGCGUUUAUGCAUCCCCGAUAUGUAGUACAAUGUCGUUUAAAACUUUGGAAAAAAAGUGCGACUGUCACAUUAAAUUGUUAUUAUGAAGAUUUGUUUGGGUAUUGCGCGUCGCUCAUUUCAAAGUAUAGUAUGUGCUGAAUGAUAAUGAUCGAAAUUCGGGUGGUGUAUAUGAUAUUUGCAUCACUGAUGUCUAUGAUCACCGGAGAUCUGUAAUCUCCUUUACAUUUGUGGGAAAAUUGCUACACAUUAAUUCAUGUGCAAGUUUAGCAAGGGGUAAAAUUCAUGUCAUUUAGUUCGGUGUCUGUUAUGGCGUGCAACUGAAGCCUUUUUGACGACGAUCGCACGGUGCCUCCAUCCAGCCCGCCGGACUGAGGCGGAGGGCGCUUCGGAUCUUUAAAUAGCAGCCGCAUGAAUAUGAAUGGAGGGGCUGUCUGACGAGCGGCAUGUCAGCAGGAAAUCAAUAGGCUGCCGGGCGCUGAGGAGGGCACGUUUGCUCCGGGACUCGCAGACAGUCCACCCACCAGAAAAAUGCUGUGAGCUUCGGAGCGGCGGUCAGUCCGUGAAACCGCAUCAGCAGGAGCCACAGGCAAGAGGGGAGCUACUUCACCACCGGGAUCUGAAGCCAUGAAUACCGGCGAUGCGAAGGAGUAUCUGGCCAGGAGAGAGAUCCCUCAGCUGUUUGAGAGCCUGCUUACUGGCCUGAUGUACUACCGGCCUGAUGACCCAGUUGAGUAUCUGGAGAACUGUCUGAAGAAGGUCAGGGAGCUGGGAGGGACAGAGAAGGUCCGGUGGGAUACAUUUGUGGGCCAAGAGAAGAAGUCUCUCCCUCCACUAAAUGGAGGCCAGUCCAGGAGGUCCUUCUUCAGGAAUGUGCUGCCGGACAGCCCCAGCUUCCCCUACCGCCGCUACGACCGGCUGCCCCCCAUCCACCAGUUCUCCAUCGAGAGUGACUCCGACCUGUCCGAGACCGCCGAGCUCAUUGAAGAGUACGAGGUGUUUGAUCCAUCUCGGCCGCGGCCCAAAGUCAUCCUCGUCAUCGGUGGCCCAGGCAGCGGCAAGGGUACGCAGAGCCUGAAAAUCGCCGAGCGAUACAGCUUCCAGUACGUGUCCGUCGGAGAGCUGCUGAGGAAGAAGAUGAUCCACAACGCCACCAGCAACAGGAAAUGGGGCCUCAUCGCCAAGAUCAUCACCAACGGGGAGCUGGCACCCCAGGAGACGACCAUAACCGAGAUCAAGCAGAAGAUCAUGAAGAUCCCAGAUGCCACUGGAAUCGUCAUCGACGGCUUCCCGCGAGAUGUUGGACAGGCCCUGUCCUUCGAGGAUCAGAUCUGCACGCCCGACCUGGUGGUGUUCCUCGCCUGCGCAAACAGCCGUCUGAAGGAGCGUCUGGAGAAGCGGGCAGAGCAGCAGGGCCGCCCAGACGACAACCCCAAGGCCACCGAGCGCCGGCUGGCUAACUUCAAGCAGAACGCCAUCCCACUGGUCAAGUACUUCCAGGAGAAAGACCUCAUUGUCACGCUGGACGCAGACAGAGAUGAAGAGGAGGUCUUCUACGACAUCGGUGUGACGGUCGACAGCAGGCUCUUCCCCACCAAGGAGCCUGUUGCCGGUCCCAGUGAGCUGGACCUCAGUCUUCUGGUGGAGUCCACUGGUGUGGGAGACGCAACCCCCGAAUUCGAGGAGCAGGCUGAAGACGACGCGGUCAGUUAUGCUGAGGAGAAUGCUGAAGGUUUCCCGGAGCAGAUGAAAAAGCCAAGGAUCAUCUUUGUGGUUGGGGGUCCCGGCUCAGGGAAGGGUCUGCAGUGUGAGAAGCUGGAGCAGCACUAUGGCCUGCAGCCCCUCUGCCCUGGGGAGCUGCUGCGGCGUGAGCUGCAGGUGCACAGCGAGCAUGGCCGCCUGCUGCGUGACUUCCUGGAGAGAGGAGAGCAGCUUCCGGCGGACACGCCGUUGGAGCUGAUGAGGGAAGCGAUGGCUGCGGCCCUUGGGCACGAGAAGGGCUUCCUGAUCGAAGGCUUCCCCCGGAGCGUCCGGCAGGCCGAGGACUUCGAAGCCAAGAUCAGUGAGCCCAGCCUGGUCCUGCUGCUGGAAUGUUCCGCGGACACCAUGUGCCGUCGGCUGUCGCAGACGGUGGCUCCGCCCCUCCGGCCCGGAGACAGCAGAGACGCCGUGCAGAAGAGGGUGGAGAGCUUCUGCGGCACCGUGGAGCUCAUCACUGCCCACUAUGAACGGAGGAGACUCCUGCACAAGAUUGAUGCGGAGCGACCUCCCGAGGAUGUUUUCAUGCAGAUCUGCCACGUUCUGGAUACCUACUAGCGGUGCCAUCGGGACGGAAGCCUGUUUGUGGAAGAGGUGUCUGGGCGCUGAGCUCUGUGCCGUCAAAGGCCUGAACCCCCACGUCCUUUUGAGAAUUCUGGGAUUUUUAGGGAGUGCCCAACACCACCCCCCUCUCCCGAAGGAGGUCAUGACAAUGGAAGUCUUGGUGCAACGAACCAGAAGCUUAUAUCGUGUGCCAACCCCCCCCCCCCAUACGCACGUUGUGUCCUUGCUCUGUAAGAUACCAGCACUCUGACACUCAAAGUGAAGUUACCCCUAAUGCGCUUGGAAAAGCAAGAGUUUCUGUAGGUUUCCUUUUCAUGUUCAUCUCGUACGUUAGCAUUGCAUGGAGUCAGCUAUCAAAGUUCACCGUCGCUCCUGCGGACCGCAGGCUCUCUCGCGGAGGAACUGUGCUCUUCCGUCUUUAUGAAGUGUACAUACAGUGAAUGUGGACAAAAAUGUGCCGUCACAUUUUACACUUUGAAUUCACUUUUUGAAGGUUAAGUGAAAAGGGUUUUAUAAGUAUUUCACCACUGCAAAGAGCAAAACCAGCGCCACUACGCAAAUCGCCCUCUCCACCCCUGCAGUCAGCAUUGCCACAGACCACCCUCUCUCCCCUGUACAGCCACCACUGUUACACAGACCACCCUCUCUCCCUUCUAUAGCCACCACUGCUACACAGACCAUCCCCUCUCCCCUGUACAGCCAACACCUCUACACAGACCUCCCUCCCUUCUUUGUGCAGCCACCAUCUCUAUACAAACCAUGCUCUCUCCCCUGAAUAGCCACUGCUGCUACAGACUGCCCUCUGUCCCCUACACAGCCAGUGCUGCCACACAGACCAUUCCCCCUCUCACCUAUAUGGCCACUGCCACUGCGCAGACCACCCUCUCUCCCAUGUACAGCCAGUGCCACCACACAGAUCACCCUCUCUCCAUUGUAUGACCAGUGACUCUAUACCGACCUCCCUCUCACCUGUACAGCGAGUUUACCCACUAUUCCCUGUACAGUCACCACCUCUACACAGACCACCCUUUCUCCCCUGUAUAUGCCACUGCUACUACACAGACCACCCUCUGUUCCCUGUACAGCCACUGCCACUACACAGACCACCCUCUGUUCCCUGUACAGCCACUACACAGACCACCCUCUGUCCCCUGUACAGCCACUGCCACUACACAGACCACCCUCUGUCCCCUGUACAGCCACUGCCACUACACAGACCACCCUCUGUCCCCUGUACAGUCACUGCCACUACACUACACUUCCCUCUCACUGCACUCUUGCUCUGUGGUCUUGAAGUGGAAAAUAAAGCACAUGUACCAUCCUUC